Messenger RNA from Drosophila kikkawai, 1810 nucleotides. Its product is annotated as luciferin 4-monooxygenase-like. The record is from RefSeq and is a predicted model, not a curated record. Gene Ontology annotation, molecular function: long-chain fatty acid-CoA ligase activity. Gene Ontology annotation, biological process: long-chain fatty acid metabolic process; fatty-acyl-CoA biosynthetic process. Lineage: Eukaryota; Metazoa; Arthropoda; Insecta; Diptera; Drosophilidae.
GCAGCUAGUUUAAUGCAACGCUGAAUAGAUAAAUUAGUUACAAACUUUAAAUGAGAAUUCUGAUUACGUGUUUGGUCAGGUGCUUUCAGUUGCCCCAGAGAACUUUGUUAAUAAGUUAGUUAUACAACUAACUAGUUCUCCUAAAAUCAAACUAAAAAUAUAAUAAAAAGUUAUGGCACAGCUACCCGUAACCUAUAGCGCGGAGGAAAGAAUUUGGAGUGGUCUUCCCGUAGCCUGCAGAACUAAGGAUGUUCCCUCUUUGGGUGAAAUUAUAUUCAACAAUAUGAAAAAGUGCGGCCAGAACGUUUGUCAAAUAUGGGAUGAUGAAGAUGUGAUAGUGACCUUUGAUCAGGCGCUCUCUUGGGCCAUUCGGCUGGCAGAGUUCUUCAAGAAGCGUGGCCUAGGCCACAAGGAAGUCAUUGGUAUAUCAGCAGAAAACUCCAAGUAUUUGCUGUCCCUAGGGGUGGCCUGUCUGAUGAAUGGAACCCCAUUUCACUCGCUUAAUCCUGUGCUGGAUAGAGACACCCAUCAACAACUCUUCAUGCUAACCAAGCCUUUGCUGGUUUUUUGCGAUGGAAAAAUCUAUGAAAAAAUAUACAAGGCCACAUUUGAAUGGCAACCAGAGAUAUAUAUUCUCACCGAUCAAGUUGAAGGAGUGCCUAGCAUAGAACUACUGCUGGAACCUACCACGACUGAGGAGUUUUACAAACCGGAACCCCUGAAGGAAGGCGGCGAUCAAACUGUGGCCAUACUCUGCUCUUCAGGAACAACUGGUCUGCCCAAGGCUGUCUGCAUUUCCAAUAGAAGUCUUCUACCCACACCGUCAGCCUUGUUGAACAGCGAUUCCGUUGGCUUUUCCUAUGCUGCCCUCGACUGGAUCUCGGGCGUGGCAAGUUUUAUUUCCCACACAGCCUUUGGCUUUACACGAAUCUUGAGCAGAACUCUAGUCACUCCUGAGUAUCUUGUGCAGCUCGUGGAAAAGUACAAGAUAAGCACCAUUGUACUUGCGCCAUUCCGCCUGUCUGCCCUGAUCAAUUGUCCAGCGGCCAGCUCAGAGUCCUUGGCCUCUCUGCGCUGUGUUUUCUGCAGCGGUGGCAUUGUUUCCGGGGCUUCACUUCAGCGAUGCCAGAAGCUCUGCAAGAAUGCCACCUUCAGUCAGAUUUAUGCCUUGACUGAAGCGGGUAAUAUAUCUAUGGCUCUGAGCACCGAGAAUGGUAAUUCGGUGGGCAGGCCACUGCCGGGUGUUAAAAUUCGCAUUGUAAGCGAGGAAGGUGAGAACCUGAAGCACAACCAGGUGGGAGAGAUCUAUGCACACACUGAGUUGGUUUGGCGAGGUUAUUACGGGAAUCCAGAAGAAUCUCUACGCUUUAGGGACUCUGAGGGUUGGUUUCAUACAGGAGAUCUGGGUUACUUUGAUGACCAGAACCUACUCUACAUAGUUGACCGUUGCAAGGACACCCUCAAAUACCAGGGGCAGCACUACUGGCCAGGUGAGAUUGAACAGGUUAUAUUGGAGCUCUGCCAAGUUCAGCAUGUUUGUGUGGUGGGAAUCUACGACGAGAAAGUGGGUGACGAGGCGGGUGCCCUAGUUGUAAAGAGAAAGGGGUUACCCUUACAGGCAGAGGAGAUUGUGGAUCAUGUGGCCCAGCGUUUGCCCAAGUUCAAGCAACUCCAUGCCGGAGUGCAGUUUGCCGACGAAAUGCCAGUGAAUCAAAAUGGAAAAAUCUUAAAAAAGGCAGCUCGCGAAAUAUUUUUGGCCAAACGAAAACUAAUUUAGAUUCUUAAUAGAAUAUAAAUAAAUCUUGGAGUC